CAACAUCGCGGCGAAAGUAGUGCGCAAGCGCAUCGUGCAGGACAUCAGCUUCUUGAGGCCACCAUAUUGAAAACUUCAUUCAGUUUAUUCCGUUUUUUGCGACUUGUAUGAACCUCACACGUUUUGGUUGAGUCAUACUGACGUAUUAAUCGUGUGGUAUUCCUCGUGUACCUGUACAAUCGAACAGUCUUUCAAAAGUUUUAUUUUAAAGUUCUAGUGCUCGAUCCUACAAAAUGCCGAAGAAUAAAGGUAAAGGAGGUAAAAAUCGCAGGAGAGGAAAGAACGAGAACGAAACGGAGAAGCGUGAGUUAAUUUUCAAAGAAGAUGGUCAAGAAUAUGCUCAAGUUACCAAAAUGCUGGGCAAUGGAAGGCUUGAAGCCAUGUGCUUUGAUGGUGUAAAACGCUUGUGCCAUAUCCGAGGAAAGCUGCGAAAGAAGGUUUGGAUAAACCAAGGAGACAUUAUUCUGAUAGGUUUGCGAGAUUACCAGGAUGCCAAAGCAGAUGUUAUUCUCAAAUAUACUCCUGACGAAGCCCGUAAUUUGAAAACAUAUGGCGAAUUUCCAGAAUCCGUUAAAAUUAGUGAUUAUGUUACCUUCGUUGAGAACGAUCUGGAUGAAGAUAUUGAAUUUGGAGAUGAUGUGAGCUCAGGAGAUGAUGCUGAUCCUGUGGACGGUAUCUGAUCACUUUACCUUUAUGAUAUAUUAAUAAAACUAUGCUAAUCUUUAGGUUAGCGAAUGAAUGUACAAUAUCGAAAUUAGUUUGAAUAUUAUGUGUACAUUGUAUUAUACCUGAAUUCGACACUGUACAUUAAUUGGACAAAACAACUGUUUGAUAAAUAUUUUCUUUUUAAAUCAAUUUUAUUUAUUCAGUAAAUUCGUCGCACCUAAAAAUAGAUUUUGAUUUAAUGGAUUCCUGUCUAUACCCGCACAUUGGCUGUAUUAAACAUUCUGUAAAUUAUUUGACAGAAUUAUUACCGUCAAUGUAACGAUUUAGAAUAUUAUGUAGGCUUAAAUACAAUGUCUAAUGAAA
This is a messenger RNA of Dendroctonus ponderosae (mountain pine beetle), 1029 nucleotides long. RefSeq names its product eukaryotic translation initiation factor 1A, X-chromosomal (gene eIF1A). The record is from RefSeq and is a predicted model, not a curated record. Lineage: Eukaryota; Metazoa; Arthropoda; Insecta; Coleoptera; Curculionidae. The transcript is spliced from 3 exons. Gene Ontology annotation, biological process: translational initiation. Gene Ontology annotation, cellular component: cytoplasm. Gene Ontology annotation, molecular function: RNA binding; translation initiation factor activity. The coding region runs from base 234 to 680 and encodes 148 amino acids.